UCUUGGUGAAGCAUCUGCUGUCAGCAUGAUCAUGCAGCGCAAAGAUGAUUUAACAAUAAAAAAAAAAAAAACUUGACCUUGUAUAUAAUGUCCCCAGGUCGCUGGCCGUGUGCAUGAGUCGUCGUCAUCUUCCAGAUACAUGGCGAUGCUGCGUAGGCACCUGGUGGUGGCGCUGUUGGUCGUCUUUUCGUCAGCGAGGGCCGCUGCAGUGGAUCCGAUAGCACUUGCCCGACUAGUCAAUGACAUGCUCCGCAAGUUCAACGUACGUAGCGGUUUGCCCAUGUUCAGUAUGGCCGUGAGCAUCCCGCCCGGCGUCGCUCCAGGUUCAUACGACCUCGGUCAAGUCCCAGAGGUGGAUGUGAAGCAAACCAUCUAUAACUGCGACGUGUACGAGGACGACAAUGUCUUGGCCGCAACCCUUCUGAGGUGGCCCGACGUGGCGAACCGAUGUCCCAGGGCGCAGGUGCCGUGGCAGGAUGUUCUGAAAGCGUGCCAGCGGGAGUCCAUGACGUGGAGUGAUGUGCGCUUGAAGUGCCCCCAAGCUGUGAAAGACGGCCGGUCGGACCACGCCGAAUACCGGGUCCUCGAGAAGUUCGACGCCUGGGCUAGGAAUAAGGAUAAGUCGGGUCUGUUGGUGUUCUAUGUGUACGCGACACCCUGCGAAGCGCGCUGCGCCAAAAAAAAGAACCCCUUGAGCAUCCUCAGAAUGCUACGGGGCAUCCAGGGAUGGAAUGAACACGUGCUCGUCUUCUCCAAAUUAGUGAAACCUAAUGACGGUUCCACCAUACCCGUCGACCGGCUGAAAAGAGCCCUAUCCGACAUGGGGCGUAAUAUAGGCGGCCUGGAAAAUAUCUUUCGCUGUCAGUUUGCCAGCGGUCCCAUGACGUGCAGCAGUUGCUCCACCUCGGGGGAGAUCUCCCCUCAAUGCUACUCGGACGAAGGCGACUUGGAGGGAGCAGGGCAGCCAAGUGGGGCGCAAGGGCCAGUGGGAGGCCAAGGGGUGAUUGGCACGCCGCUACAGGAGGGACAAGGAGGUAGAGGAGCAGGAGGGUGGGCGCAAAGAGUAGGAGGGGCAGAAGACGAGUGGCAAACAGUGGGGCAAAGAAGAGGCGGAAAUGGGGCAACGCGAGGGCAACAUCAGAGGGGGCAAGGUGGGGCGGGCCGAGGACAAACAGGAAAUGGGGCUGCUCAAGGGCAACCCGGGUGGUGGCAAGGUGGCGGUGGGGCAGGACGAGGGCAAACAGGAAAUGGGGCAACGCGAGGGCAACAUCAGAGGGGGCAAGGUGGCGGUGGGGCGGGACGAGGGCAAACAGGAAAUGGGGCAACGCGAGGGCAACAUCAGAGGGGGCAAGGUGGCGGUGGGGCGGGACGAGGGCAAACAGGAAAUGGGGCAACGCGAGGGCAACAUCAGAGGGGGCGAGGUGGCGGUGGGGCGGUACGAGGGCAAACAGGGAAUGGGGCAACGCAAGGGCAACAUCAGAGGGGGCGAGGUGGCGGUGGGGUGGUACGAGGACAAACAGAAAAUUGGGCAACGCAAGGGCAACAUCAGAGGGGGCGAGGUGGCGGUGCAGCGGGGCGAGGACAAACAGGAUAUGGGGCUGCAUGAGGGCAACACUGGUCGGGGCAAGGUGGGAAUGGGGCAGGAGAAAGAGGAAGAUGGGCCUGUGGUUGUUGAUGACCAACAACUCUUUUACGCUUCAGAAAUCUGUUUGCUAAAUGAUAAGCUUAAGAUGGCAUUAGCACGCUAACGUGACUGAUAUAUAAUGCAAGAAAAUGAUGUAAAAAAAAAAAAAAAAAAAAAACAAAACAAAAAAACGACUUGCUCAUCAUUAAAGCUUUACUUUCACGCCUUUAUUCUUGUAUUUACCUUUUCAAAACUUUUCAUUACGUGACGUUUGUGAAGUUAUUUUAUUUAUGUUAUUUUAUUCCGUUUUAUUCGGUGUAUCGAACUCAGUCGGGCCGCGUAAGAUAAACUCCAAGCCCCAGAAUGCUGCACGGAUGUGACGUCAUUUUCCAGCGUCACAACAGAAGCGUCCAAGAUGGCGGAGACGGAGUCAGCCAGGAGUCCGCUCGGCGCGCUGCUCAGCGGUGUCGCGCAGCAAAUAUUUUACCGAAACAGCGACGUGACGGAGGAGCAUUUGAAAAGUCAACUUUACCCCGAGGCCACUCCGGAACACUUCAAGGCUUUAUACGACAAAAUGAAGGCGCUCCUUAAGUCGAUGGCCACGGCCGACAUGGACCACGCCCAGCUGGAGGCCUUUCUCACCGCCCACACCUGCAAGCAGGGGUCGGGCGGCGUCACCCCCGAGCAGGCUGCCGCCCUGGCCCGCUUUUGGAAGAGCCAGCGCGGGCGCGUCCGUGAAAGCCUCCUGGCGCACAGCCGCUGGGAACCCGCCCUUCGGGGCCUGUCCUGGAGGCUGGACCUCCAAACGGCAGAUAGACGCGGAGGGCCGCCACUUGGCGGGCCACUCGCCCUGCUGGAGCUGGAGCUAGGCAACGGCGAGCAGGAGUCGAACUUUGUGUGCGUGGAGAUGGACGAGCGUAACGUCCAACACGUGCUGAACGAGAUGGCCGCCAUCCAAACGGCCAUUGACGCCGCCGUUCAGCGCGCUUGACUGUUUGUUUUCCAAGCCUGGGUCCAAAAUGACUCACAGACUGUAUUUUUUUGUUAGCCUCCCUCAGAAUGAAAAUAUUUUGGCCCCCCCCCUCAAGAGAUUAUAAAUUGUAUCUUAUGUCUAAAA
Molecule: messenger RNA, 2741 nt
Organism: Syngnathus typhle (broad-nosed pipefish)
Lineage: Eukaryota; Metazoa; Chordata; Actinopteri; Syngnathiformes; Syngnathidae
Gene: commd1
Product: copper metabolism (Murr1) domain containing 1
Exons: 6
Coding region: 2040-2615 (191 amino acids)
Biological process (GO): negative regulation of sodium ion transmembrane transport; positive regulation of protein ubiquitination; negative regulation of protein localization to cell surface
Cellular component (GO): endosome
Source: RefSeq, a predicted model, not a curated record